GGAGAGAGAAAACGAGGAGAGAGAAGCUGAAGAAGAGAAGAAGACGACGAAGAAGGAAGGAGGAGGGAUUUCAUUUUCGUCCCCCAAAAGGGAAAAAUCAGAGUGUCACUUUCUCAAUCAAUCUUUAUCUCUGAUUCUAUACCAUUUCCAUUUCAAGAUUCUUCUCUGUUUUAUGGCGAAAUUUCGGCGGUUCAUGGAUUAGAUUAGGGCCUUUUCCUCUCGGUCGGGAAUUCUCAGAAUUCGAAUUCUCUAUUGGGGAAUUUCGUAUGUGUGUGUAUUGAAGAGGAGAUAGAGAGUGAGGGGAUUUUAAUGGCGUACAGAAGGAGGCAGCAGGGAAUAUCGAAUUCGAGGCCUUCAACGACAACCUUUAACGAAGAAGAAAAUGGGAACAAUUCUCUGUCCCCACCUCCUUCGAUCUCAGCUUCUGCUUAUGGAAACGAUUGGUAUUCUUCGUCUUCGUCUUCGUCUUCGUCUUCUUCGCUUGCGGCCAAGGCCAUAAGAGCGUCUUCGGCCUAUCGAGAUUCCUCUCUCUCCUCUGCUUACGGCGGCGGCGGCGGCGGAGCUGGAGUUGGUCGCGGGACAGUCUCUUCAACGACAUCGACAUCGUCUGCUUCCCGAUAUCCGAUUCCCGUUACGCCAUCCCCUCCUGCGUCAUUUUCCAAGGAGUCGAGGUCCUACGAGUAUACAUCAAUGAAGAAUUUGAAUGAGCCCAAACAAGGGUUUUGGGGUACUCUGGCUAGAAAAGCCAAAGCUAUUCUUGAUGAUGACAAUGAGCCUCAACAAUUCGAUAGACCCCAAAGAACGAAGGUGGAGAUGCCCACUACAGAAACAAGGGGCAAGUACCAUGGUCCGGAUCAGUCAGGAGAGAGCCGUAGAAGAACAGAUAAUCCGACAUUGCAGAAGAGAUUGGAUGCACUCACAUCUUCCUUCAACUAUAUUGGUGGCACCAUUGGUAAUGCAUUGGAGGAGGGAAUUACCCGUGUGGAGAACCGAACUGUAGACAUCAUCCAAGAAACUCGUAAGCAUAUAAGGAAAAAGCCUGGCAGUUCUGAGUCACAAAAUCAAGCACAGAACUCACAAUCCCAGAUGCAAACCGACCUAGAACUUCAAUUGAAGGCAUCCCGCGACGUUGCGAUGGCAAUGGCAGCUAAAGCAAAACUACUUCUUAGAGAGUUGAAGACUGUAAAGGCAGAUUUUGCUUUUGCAAAGGAGCGAUGUGCUCAACUGGAGGAGGAAAAUAAAAUCCUUCGUGAGAAUCGGGAAAGAGGAGAUGACCCAGAAGACGAUGAUUUGAUACGGCUUCAACUUGAAACGCUUCUGGCGGAGAAGGCAAGGUUGGCGCAUGAGAACUCAGUUUAUGCUCGUGAGAAUCGUUUUCUGAGGGAGGUUGUUGAAUACCACCAACUCACCAUGCAGGAUGUUGUGUACUUGGACGAGGGUACUGAAGAAGUUACCGAAGUCUACCCCAUGAAGGUCAUCCCCGGUAAUCCAUCGCCAUCGCCUGAGGUCAGAGGGGUCUCCAAAGGUGCUGCCUAAUUAUGUUCUUCGGUUCCUGUAACGGCGGCAGAUGAUCGGAGAGACUUUGAUUAAUCAAAUGUGUGUUUGAAUGCCAAUUCCCACAUAUAUAUAUUUUUGAUGAAAGAUUUGAAGAGUAACAAAUAAUAAUAUCAUUUUCUUGUUUCUAAAUAUUUUUGCAAUUUUUUGUCAGUCAUUCCCCAAUACUCGGCUGAUUGUAUAAUAUAAAUCUUCAUUUUCAGGCUAUUAUGUUCAACCGAAGUUA
Messenger RNA from Morus notabilis, 1780 nucleotides. RefSeq lists its product as uncharacterized. The record is from RefSeq and is a predicted model, not a curated record. NCBI's taxonomy places the organism in Eukaryota, Viridiplantae, Streptophyta, Magnoliopsida, Rosales, Moraceae. The transcript is spliced from 7 exons. The coding region runs from base 310 to 1536 and encodes 408 amino acids.